This is a messenger RNA of Olea europaea var. sylvestris, 2041 nucleotides long. RefSeq names its product protein ACCELERATED CELL DEATH 6-like. Gene Ontology annotation, cellular component: plasma membrane. Bases 129 to 1796 code for a protein of 555 amino acids. The record is from RefSeq and is a predicted model, not a curated record. The transcript is spliced from 3 exons. NCBI's taxonomy places the organism in Eukaryota, Viridiplantae, Streptophyta, Magnoliopsida, Lamiales, Oleaceae. Gene Ontology annotation, molecular function: protein phosphatase regulator activity; protein phosphatase 1 binding.
AGUAAUUCUGCAAGGCGUCUAUAAAUGCACUAAGUUCACUUGCAAUCCUGCAUAUAACGAAUUUUGUUGUUGUGAAGUGUGGUGAAAGUCGUUGCAUUCGUGUGCUAUCAAACGAGAGAACAAUUUUAAUGGAUCCUAGUUUGUAUAACGCUGUACAACAGGGCAAUCUUAAUGCCAUCACAGAAAAGAAGGAACUUGUCUGUACCACUCAAUUGACACCGAACAAGAAUACUUUACUUCACGUUGCUGCCCAGUUCAACGACUCCCAGAAAUUUGCAUUAGAAAUCCUCAUGAUAAAUGAAUCCUUACUCUGUGAAGCGAACUCAGAUGGUGAGACCGCGCUUCACGUUGCCGCGAGAAGUGGCAGGCAGAAUGUCGGGAUAGCGAUGAUGGAAUUUGCAAAGAGAUUAGAUGGAGAGCUUGAAGCCGGAGGCGAAGCGCUCAAAAAGCUGCUAACAUGGAAAAAUAGAAAUGGAGACACUGCACUGCACGAGGCAAUCAGGAAUGAUCAGCCGAAUAUGGUCCUUUUGUUGAUACAAAACGACCCUGAACUUGCAAAUAUAGCGAAUAAUGCACUGGAAACUCCAUUGUUUCUUGCAGUUGAUGUCAAUCCAGAUGAUGAGAACCGGAAAAUGUGUGUGAAUCACAUAUUGGAAAAUUGCUCAUCACCGGCUUACACUGGACCAAAUAGGAACACUGUUCUGCAUGCUGCGGCUUUAUAUGAUUGGAAACGAAUAUCAGAAAAGUUGUUGAAAAAACAUCCAACUAUAAUAACGGAAGUAAAUGAUUUUGGAUGGAGUGCUCUCCAUUUUGCAGCACAACGUGGAUCCAAUGAAGUAGCAGAGGAACUAUUAAAGGCUGAUAAAUCAAUAGCAUACAUAGUUGCAGAAAAAGAUUACAAUAGAACAGCUCUUCAUAUAGCGACUUGUUACGGGAAGGUAAAGAUAAUGGAAGAGAUUUUAGCAUAUUGUCCUGAUUGCUGGGAGAUGGUUGUUGGAAAUGGCCAAAAUAUUCUACAUCUUUCCGUGGCAUUCGAGCAACAAGAAUCAUUUAAAUUUAUCAUGAAAAAAUCAUGGGUUGGCUACCUCAUUAACCAAAAAGAUGAAGAGGGAAACACACCCCUCCACGAAUAUGCUGCAGCUCCCAACUACUUCUAUGGCUAUGAUCUUGUAAACCAUCCACAAGUAAAAAAGAAUGCUGUGAACAAGGAAUAUAAGACGCCUCUUGAUGUGGUAAUGUUUUCCGAUGUUUAUUCAACAAGACGGAAUGCCGUACAGAAGGAAUUAAAAGAAAACCAUGCUUCCCUAGGUAUUGUGAAUGAAGUGAAUCUUGAAAAUUAUUGGCGAUUGCAGAUGAAGAAUCCUGAAAAUAAAAGGAUGGUUCCAGCAGAUAUUAGAAAAGCAGCCGACACUCAUAUGGUAGUGGCUGCUCUCAUAACAACAGUUGCAUUUGCUGCCGGAUUCACCAUUCCAGGUGGGUACGGAAAUGAUGGCCCAAACGAAGGCAUGGCAAUUUUAUCAAGAAAAGCUGCUUUUAAAGCGUUCAUUAUAACUGAUACAUUAGCUGUGGUUUGCUCUGCUUCUGCUAUUUUUCUCCACUUCAUUGGAGCCAGUUUCACUGACAAGUUGAAGCUUGUGCACUCGUAUCUUGCUGGUGCACUACUUGUUAUAGUUGCCAUGGGGGCGAUGGUGAUUGCUUUCAUGACCGGUUUGUACACGGUGUUGGAACAGUCACUAGAAAUUGCUAUUAUAGAAUGUGUCAUUUGCAGCUUCUGCUUUCCUAUUUUCUACUACUGAGUGAAAAGGGCAUUUAGUGUGGAUUUGUUGAAAAAUAAACCAAAUUAAUGAUCACUGAUGAAUUCAAGAAUCAAUUACUGAACUUUAUUUUAGUCCAGUGUCUACUAGUAUUUCAAUAAUUGAUUGAGUAAUUUAAGGAGUCUUCUUGGAUAUGUAAUAGCCACAUUUAUUUUGAUGCAUUUCCCUGUGUCUUCUAGUAUGUAUAAAUUAGAAUGUUCAAGAAUCAAUUACUGAACUUUAUUUUA